UGAAAUUACUAAAAGUGUUUAAAAUAAUAUUAACUCGCGGGAAAUUAAUAUUCGGAAACAACUUUUACAAAAAUAAAAUAAAGAAAUGUGAAAGAAAAUUAAAAAAAAACUCUGAAAACUUCCUUUAUAAUGUCAUCAUCACUGCGAGACCCAAAGAUCUAAACAGUUUCUCUCUAUAUUUCUCUCUCUCACAUGGCGGAGCUAAUCUCUCUAUUUCACCGGUGAUUCUGUUUCACUAUCGGAGAAUUUCUUUAAGAGUUUCCGUCACCGAGUCGAUGAUGAGUGAACUCGAGCUCGGAACGAGUCAGAGGAUGGCGGAGACACACCGCACAACGACAACGUUUCUUGAUUUGCUCCGACGACAGAUGAGCGGUCACGAUCUCACCAGAAGGAAACGGACUCUAAAAGAACGGUUGAGAUUCAAAUGCAUCGGAUGCUGUGGUCCAACCUGGAGUCUCCGUCUAACUAACAACACCACCACUCUUCACAGUCCAAGCUCAAGAGACGACGAAAUCGAAGAAUUACAAAUUGAAACCGGACUCGUUCCCGAAUCGGAUCAUGGAUCGGGUACGGGUAUGAAUCUCGCGACGGCGUUAGAGGCGGAGAGGUAUAACAGAGGAGAACCGACGGAGGCGGAGGUAGAUAUGACGCCGAGGAGAGUUUCGUUGAUGAGAUUGUUGGAAGAGACGGCGGAGAGAAUCGUUGAUGAAGACGGAAAAGAAACGGAGAUUUUGACGGCGUCAAUUGGGACGUUAACGGAUAAUGAUUCGGUGUGUUGCGUGUGUAUGGGAAGAAAGAAAGGCGCAGCGUUUAUUCCAUGUGGUCAUACUUUUUGCAGAGUGUGCUCUAGAGAAUUGUGGCUGAACCGUGGAUCGUGUCCUCUUUGUAACCGUCCGAUCAUUGAGAUACUAGAUAUCUUUUGAAAACGAUCGGACGGCUAAAAGUCCUCGAUCCAAGUGAGUAAGUGAGGUGAUCCCUAGAUACGUUCCAAAUUUUAACUACGGUUUGUGUACUUUGUACGUUUCUUUUGGUUAAUGGAAGAUGAUGUAAAUGCAAAAAAAAAAAAUACAAGAGGUUUUUUGUCCA
Molecule: messenger RNA, 1086 nt
Organism: Arabidopsis lyrata subsp. lyrata
Lineage: Eukaryota; Viridiplantae; Streptophyta; Magnoliopsida; Brassicales; Brassicaceae
Exons: 1
Coding region: 276-923 (215 amino acids)
Source: RefSeq, a predicted model, not a curated record